Daldinia vernicosa is the source of this 2320-nucleotide messenger RNA. Its product is annotated as MFS general substrate transporter. Gene Ontology annotation, biological process: transmembrane transport. The record is from RefSeq and is a predicted model, not a curated record. The transcript is spliced from 4 exons. The coding region runs from base 332 to 1990 and encodes 552 amino acids. Gene Ontology annotation, molecular function: transmembrane transporter activity. NCBI's taxonomy places the organism in Eukaryota, Fungi, Ascomycota, Sordariomycetes, Xylariales, Hypoxylaceae.
UCCUAAUUUUCAUAAGGCACAUGUUAGAUAAGUACUCAAAGCUCCAUGUUUUACUAGAAACGUAGAGCAACGUAGAGUAAUGGAUAUGCAAGUUAUACCCUGUCCACGAGACCAUAUUCCAGUGACUAGUUCCGGUCCGGCUCCUCAAGUGGCGUUUCCUAUCUUCUUAUAUUGAGAUAGUAUGGUGAAUCUUAAAUGGGAUGAGACAACUCGCCAUGGAAAGCCUAUAUCUAUACUCUCAUUCACCAUCUUUUUUCGUGGAAUCACCUAGCCAUCUUCACUCUCCUGCCUUAUUUAUUCCUAAGACUUCCUCUCCAUUCUAGAUAACACUAUGGCAGUUACACAGAAUAAGGUUGAGGAAGAUCCUCAAGUGAUCAGCCAACCCGCUUCUCCCGUCCAAGAUAGCAGCGCUGGCGAGAGCGUCUCGGUACAAUCUACAAAAUCGCGGGGAACUAUGCCUAAGCACACUAUAUCACACGACGAAGUUGGAUUAGUACAAGCUGGCUCGGGUCCUAGUAUCCUUACGGAAAAUGACUGUCCGGAAGCCCUGGCUUAUGCAUGGCCGAAAUGGAAAAAAUGGGGGACACUUACUAUUAUCUUCCUCGUCCAAAUUUCCAUGAACUUGAACGCUUCCUUAUACGCGAAUGGACAGAGUGGCAUUGUCAAGGACCUUGGUGUUAGCAGCCAAGCUGCAGUUAGCGGCGCCGCCGUGUUUCUUGUCCUAUAUGCAUUUGGAUGUGAGCUCUGGGCGCCAUGGUCCGAGGAAUUCGGAAGAAAACCGGUUCUUCAAUAUUCGCUUCUUAUGGUCAAUCUCUGUUGCCUUCCUGUUGGUUUUGCCAAUAUUCAUAGGUCAUUUAUUGGCAUUCUAAUCGGGCGUGCGUUUGGAGGCCUUUUCUCCGCCGGUGGCAGUGUUACGCUGGGAGUGGUUGCAGACAUGUUUAUCGCUGAUGAGCAAGAACUCCCGCUAGCAUUUAUUGUCCUCUCUUCUGUAGGUGGCUCCAUCAUCGGACCUAUCAUCGGCGGAUUCAUCGAGCAAAACCUCUAUUGGACGUGGACGAUCUGGAUCCAGCUCUUCUUCGGAUUAUUUGUUCAAAUACUGCAUUUAGCAUACGUCCCAGAGACUCGUUCCGCCAUUCUAGUUAAUAGGCACGCGAAGAAAAUGAGGAAAGAUAAAUUCGAAGCGACCGGCGAAAGUAGCAACGUCUUCGGACCCUUCGAGUUAAAACCGUUCACAGACUAUUUGAUCCCAAAGGAAGUUUUUGCCAUAUGGACCCGUCCUUUUCAGAUGCUCUACAAGGAAAAAAUUGUCUUGGUGCUAUCUUUGCUGUCCGGGUUUAGCGAUGCCCUAAUAUUUAUGCAAAUUCAGUCCCUCCGUCUCGUAUUCGAGCGGUGGGACUUCACUGACAUCCAGAUAGGGCUCGCUUUUAUCCCGUUUGGACUUGCCUAUGUCUUGGCGUAUCUACUAUACAUUCCAUCCAUAUACCGUAACCGGGCGCUACGGGUGAAGAAUCCUCUCAGCGAGCAUGCUCAAUACGAAUCACGAUUAUGGUGGCUUCUCUUCACCGCACCACUUCUCCCCAUUGGAUUACUGAUAUUCGCUUGGACAAGCACGCGUACGGUACAUUGGAUUGCCCCGAUGAUUGGGUGCCUCCUUAUCGGCAUCGCUAACUACACUAUCUACAUGACUACUAUCGACUAUAUGGUGAAAGCGUACGGCCCUUACUCUGCCUCAGCAACGGGGGGCAACGGCUUUGCUCGUGACUUCUUAGCUGGAGUGUUGACAUGGGCUGCAGCCCCAUAUUACGACGCGUUUGAUUUUCAGUACGGUCUUCAGGUAGCUAAUACCGUACUUGCCGGUGUCGGAUUGAUUCUUGUAGUCGCUACAUUCGUCAUCUACUACAAGGGGCCGUCGAUGCGGAAACGUUCACCCUUCGCCGAGUCAAUAAGAGGUGAUGCUCCCUUAGAGGUUUCUCCCUCGACGAUCGCUUGAAAAAAAAAAAAAAAGAAAAACCUGAGAAAAGAACCUAGAGAUAGGUAUCCGAAUGUUAACUAAUUGGAACUGGAAAAAAAGAAAGAAAAAGAAAACCAAAUCAAAUCAAAAUGCCCUGUACAUGAUGUGUUCGAUAAUAUUCAUUUAUUAUUAACUGAAACUGAGAAUAUUGUUUUUUUACAGACACUCCAGAUGUCUUUGAAUGUUUGGAUGGUACGUGACCGUAGGUCACGUAUAGGGGUACAUAAUGUAACGUAUAUAACCAUAGCAACCCUACGAUUUAUAUAGGCACCUCACAGUUAUUCAAUUCAUAGUUCUAUCCAAUUUAGA